AUUUUCUUCGCAAAGCAAAAAAAAAAAAAAACAAAAAAAAAACACCAGCAUCUCCAUUCUCUCUCCAACAAUUUGAAUCCGAGCGGCCGGCGAGCAGAAACUCGCCGGAAUCUUCCUUGGAUCGUCGCCGGAAUUCUAGUCCUAGCCGUUUUCGAGCAUGCAGGACGUAGGAUUAGAGAGGGAAAUGGGAGGUUUUCAAUUUUUGGUUUCUGUUAUCCGAGUUUUGCUUUGAUACUCGACGUAGAUUCUGCUUUCCCCUUCUCUAACGUCGAAUCAGGAGAGAGAAAGAGAGAUCAGCUCUAUUUCUGCUUCGUUUUGUCUUUCUCUCGCGGGAAUUUUUGCUCGGAUCGUCGCCGGGAUCUUCAUCUCCUCCGGUGCAGAGGACUGAAUUAAGGGGCGAAAACAGAAAGAGAGAGAGAGAGAUGUACCUUUGAUCUUGUCGACUUUCCGUUUUGUUUAAUAUUUUCUUCUUCAGAUUGAUACAUUAUGCUGGUGAUCAUUAGAUAGAAGAAAAAAACAAAAAGAGCGAAGAGAAGAAAAAAAAAUAUUCGUUCCCUGGCUGUUUCUCUCUCUCUUGUGCGGUGGAGUAAUUUAGCUUGCAAUGCGGGGAAAAAGAUUCUAAGAUCCUUUGCUGUUUCCUCGUUUUCAUUCCCUAGGGAUUCUCAUCCCUCUGCCUCAUUGGCUUCCUCUCUCCUCCUUAAAUGCCGCUUGGUUCGUCUCCUGUUUAUCCUGUUCUGAAGAAGAAAGAGAGAAUUGAAACAAGCAUGUCCUAUUUCUGAAAAAGAUUUGCCUGUGAAGAUGGGAUUUUGGCUUAUGGAUUCUAAAUUAUGGAACUUCCAUUAUUUGAUUUUUCAUACUUGGAGAAGAGUUGAAGGUGUUCACGUGACCAGCAAUUCUGUUAGAUAAUUGAUUUCGAUUUCUUUGCGGGAUCUUUUUGUUUCAACAAUGCCUUCUCAGAUAAUGGAUCAGAGGGGUGUUUCUGCGUCUACCCACUAUUACGAAGAAAUUUUCUCUUCUGCUGAGAGACAUGUUGGUUUUUGGAAGCCAAACAGUAUGCCUGAUAGCCUAGGUAAUGGUGGGAUGAUGUCAAGGAAUGGCAGUAGGUUUGCUGGUCCAGUAUCACAUGAACAGUUGACAUCUGAUGGUGUGGUGGAUAGUUUGAGAUUGUCUCCAUCAACUAUUGUUGGAGAAAGGAUGGAAAAGCCAGUAAGUGACGAAGCUGGAUUUCCCAAUUUGCCUAGGAAUUCAUGGAAUUCUAUGGAUCUCCAACCAAACACAUGGUCAAGUCUGUACUUCCGGUCAACAACUCAUGGUGUGAAAGGAGAUACUGAUGUUCGUGGCAUUGGUUCUGAAAGCAGCCUUUUCUCAAGCUCACUAUCUGAACUAUAUAGUAGAAAAUUGAGACUGUCACGAAAUGAUCUAUUGCCUCUGGAGCCUGGCAACCAAGUUGCUUCUGAAAAUCAGGAAGUGGAGCCUUUUGAAUCUCUGGAAGAAAUUGAGGCGCAGACUAUUGGAAAUCUUCUUCCCGAUGAAGAUGAUCUAUUUUCUGGUGUAAUUGGUGAAGCAAGAAAUGCUUCUCAUGCAAGUGGUGGGGAUGACUUUGAAGAUUUCGACUUGUUUAGCAGUGGAGGUGGCUUGGAACUAGAAGGGGAUGAACAGAAAAGUGGAAGGGGCUUAAAUGGUUUUCAUAUUGGUGAUCACACUCAGAGCAAACGUUCUUCUAGAACACUUGUUGUCCGGAAUAUUGAUAGCAGUAUCGAGGAUUUUGAGCUGAAGCCCCUUUUUGAGCAAUUUGGAGGGAUACAAACCUUCUAUACAGCCUGCAAGCAUCAUGGAUUUGUUAUGAUUUCUUAUUAUGAUAUAAGAGCUGCGCAAAGUGCAAUGAGAUCACUUCAAAGGAAUCGCUUUGGGAGACAUAACCUUGACAUUCAUUAUGCUGCUCAAAAGGAGAAUUCGUCGGUAGAAGAAAUUAACCAAGCAACCUUGGCAGCUUCCAACCUAGAUUCCUCUGUGUCAUAUGACAAACUUCUUCAGAUUUUUGAGGUUUUUGGAGAAGUUAAAGAGAUUUAUGAAACUGGGCAGAAGAAGUUCAUAGAAUUCUAUGAUAUUAGAUCUGCUGAAGCUGCAUUAUAUUCUUUGAAUGGGACUGAUCUUGCUGGCAAGCAGAUUAAGCUUGUGCGAGGCCAACAAGUGGAUGAUUUAGAAAGUUUAUCUCUUGUUCAUAUGGCAACUGCUUCCCCAGGAAUAAUUGCUUCUAGCUUCAUGGAUAGUGGAUCUACCAAGACCUCGCAUAACCUAGCUCGAUCGCCGAUGAAUUCAUUUGCUGAACCUCAUCAAAAUUUUGGUGCUUCCAUUAAUUUGUCCUCUUCAGCAAGGAUGAUGCCCUUUGACAAAACAAACGGUGUUCAAGUGCUGCACCAGUCUACGAAUGGGUUGAAGUUUGGCAACCGGGCUAUUCCAAUCAUCCAUCCUCACUCCUUCCCUGAAUACCAUGAAGGUUUCACCAAUGGUAGUCCAUGUAAAGCUUCAAACACGUUUAUGGAAAUGGCCGGAAAUGGCAUGAAACUAAAUGGAGGAUUUAAGGCUGGUGAUACUGGUGCAACUUCCUCUAAUGGGCACCAUAUUAGAGCUAUCCCCAGUGGUUUUGGAUCACUGGGAAAUGGGCACGUAAAUAAUCACAUUUGGAAUAAUAAUUCACAGGCCUGGCCUCAUUCCCCAUCUGGCAUCAGUGGUGUUCAUGCUCAUCGCUUUCCACCGGUUGCUGCAUUUCCCAGGAAUCCUCCUAUGCUUGUCAAGGUAGCUUCUCCUGUUCAUCACCACAUUGGAUCGGCACCCACGGUAAAACCCACUCAAUGGGACAGAAGGCAUGCUUACUUAGCAGAAUCUGCAGAAGCUUCUGGCUUUCUCCAUGGAUCUCCAUCCCACCCCAUGGACAUUUCCUCUCAUAACUCCUUUGCCCAUGUUGCUGGAAAUCGCAUGGACAUGUCUCCUGUAAACGUUGGACCGCGGUCUCCUCAUCUCUUUUCGGGAAGGAAUUCACUGAUUUCGAUUCCAGGUUCUUUUGAUUCUCCCGUCGAACAGGGUAGGAACUUCUCUCACCGCAGAAGUGAAUCGAGCUCCAACAACGCCGACAAGAAACAGUUUGAACUUGAUCUUGAUCGUAUAUUGCGUGGAGAAGACAACAGAACAACAUUGAUGAUAAAGAACAUUCCCAACAAGUAUACUUCUAAGAUGCUUCUUGCUGCAAUCGACGAGCAUUGUAAAGGAACUUAUGAUUUCAUCUAUUUGCCAAUUGACUUCAAGAAUAAAUGCAAUGUGGGGUACGCUUUCAUCAACAUGAUUGAUCCUCAGAAGAUUGUUCCAUUUCAUAAGGCAUUUGAUGGGAAGAAGUGGGAGAAAUUCAACAGCGAGAAGGUAGCUUCUCUUGCGUAUGCUCGGAUUCAAGGAAAAGCAGCUCUUAUUGCACAUUUCCAGAACUCGAGCUUGAUGAACGAAGACAAGCGUUGCCGCCCAAUCCUCUUCCAUACCGAUGGCCCUAACGCUGGUGAUCAGGAGCCUUUCCCGUUGGGGGCUAACGUGCGUUCAAGGUCGGGAAAGUCACGUACCAUUAGUUACGAGGAAAGCUGCAGCAAUGGCAGCUCUUCUCUUCACUCCUCUUCAGCAAACAACAAACCCAACCCUUCACAUGGCGAUGAUUCCACCGUUCCGAAGGACUCUUAACUUGUAAAAAGAAAAAAACUCCAUCCGCUUCAUCCGUGACGCCGACUAACCGUAUGGAAACCGGCAAGAGAGGAGAGGAAGAGAAGAGGAGAGGGGAAAGGGCUUCCUCAACAUCAGUUCUUUCUUUCUUUCGCUUCUUUUUUUUCCGUUCUUUCAGAUUCUUGGCAUGAGAUUUUUUGUGUUCAUUGUGAGGAUUCCGGUGUACAGAAAAGUUUCUCCGGCCUCGGAAAAUUGAUCGAUAGCUCGAAUCGGAUCGGAUCGGCACAUUAUGUAAUCUUCUCUUCUCUCCUCUCUUACCGUUGUUUCUGUUGUGUCUCGGGACAUUGUCUGUAUCUGUCCCCUAAAUGGGAAAAGGCUCCAAGUGGUUUUUGUGUUCCUUUAGGGAUUGGCAUUA
Molecule: messenger RNA, 4114 nt
Organism: Tarenaya hassleriana
Lineage: Eukaryota; Viridiplantae; Streptophyta; Magnoliopsida; Brassicales; Cleomaceae
Product: protein MEI2-like 4
Exons: 15
Coding region: 946-3720 (924 amino acids)
Molecular function (GO): RNA binding
Source: RefSeq, a predicted model, not a curated record